This is a messenger RNA of Parnassius apollo (apollo), 465 nucleotides long. The record is from the annotation of a GenBank genome assembly. Lineage: Eukaryota; Metazoa; Arthropoda; Insecta; Lepidoptera; Papilionidae.
AUGUGGGUUGUAGAUCCUGAAGUGCUUAUAAUAGAGGUGGAGGCUCGGCCGUUUCUAUAUGCAAAGACAUUGCCAGAAUACUCAAAUAAAAUUAUAAAGAAUAAUGCCUGGGAGGACAUAACCAAAAAACUCUCAGAGGACUGGGAAACCCUCAACAAUGAUGAAAAAAAUAGUCGAUUUCCACACGUCAAAGAUGCAAAAACUUCUGGAAACUACAGCAUUCCCACAAAUGUACCAGAGCAAAAUACUGGAAGCCCAUCAACAUUUAAUACUGAAUAUUCACCCGCUGGACCUUCGAUUGCCACUUGUAAUGUUACAGAGACUCCAAAAAAGAAAAAGAAAACUACAUCAUCCUUUGAAAGUGAAAUUUUGAAGGCCAUCAAAAAUGAGUCUGGAAUGGACGAGGAUAAAACAUUCUGUUUAUCAUUGGUUCAAUCACUAAAAAAGAUGGAUGGUGUUAGCUAA